Molecule: messenger RNA, 1971 nt
Organism: Ceraceosorus bombacis
Lineage: Eukaryota; Fungi; Basidiomycota; Exobasidiomycetes; Ceraceosorales; Ceraceosoraceae
Source: the annotation of a GenBank genome assembly
AUGGCGUCCUCAACUUCGCGCAACACUCAGUUACCUUCAGCUGCUAUCUUCCAACGCCACAUCCACUGUGGCCGAUGCAUGCGACCAAGAGACGAAGCUGUAGACGCUCAUGUGCCACUAAGCCAGCAAGGGUCACGUUCUGUGCCCACUCAAGGUUCCACCAGCAGGCCUGCAUCGUCUCGUUUGAACACUGCUGUGUCCAUCACCGCGCCUACGGAGCCGCUCCUGUCCAAAGAACCUUUCUGGCUCACCCAAGUGCGAGGAUUCGAUGUCUGCCAAGCAGUGGCUCACAUCUGCGCUGACGUCCAUGUCCUCUUGCGGACCAUCGAUGUGCUGCUCACUCCCUUUCGUCAGUGCGCUCACAUCAUUUGCGGCAACUGCCAAUUUCCUAACGGCAGUGCGUCGACUUACUAGACACAAGCUAAGAAAGGCCAUAUCGGUCGCUGCUGUGCUCACUGACCUACUAGCCGGACCAUACAGCCCCUGUGCAGCCACACGAACGGACGCAUACAUGCGCACUGUGCCAAACGUCGCGCAUCAGCAUUUCGCUGCUCACCGACACCAACGUGAGUGCUCAUCGACCUGGGGUCUGGGUCGCCAUCUGACCACUACAAAAGGUCGGACUAAAUACACAAUGAAUGCAGCUACCACCGGCUGUUGCGCCAUACUUUCGGCAAGUCUCCACCAUUCUUGAAGAGGUAGCAGAGGUUCACCUCUUUCAAGCUACGCACAUGGGGUCGCUGAUCGAGUUCGUGAGAAGUCGCGCUGCUCUCUAUGCGUCAGAACGCCGGACUAAGUCCCUUAGCAUCGCGCCCAGUUACUUGCGCAAAAAGGUACUCGCGCAACGUCAAGUGCUCGAAAGAGUGAAGCUGGAAUUGGAAAUCUCGCGCGAGCGAAAGCGGUCAGUCUGCCUGGCAUAUGCAUCCCGAGCCUCGCAUUCAAAUUUCUUCCGUAUCGCAGACGUAUCGAGGAGCUGGAGUAUGAUGUGGCUGAGCUACAAGCUCUGCUACAACAGCACGGCCAUCGUUUCGAGGCUCAAGUCGAUAGGAUCGAGGAGCCAGCCCAGCCGACCGCCCACACGAUACCACCGAUGACACCGAACAGCUUCGCCUUCCAGACGCAUUCCUCAAAACGUCGCAGGUGAGCUGAUGUGGCUCGCCCACGAAAGCGCAAUUGGUGGCCACUGCUCACAGAGACGUAUCCAGAUCAUCUUCGCCACCAUCCAAGAUAUCAGGAGCUCAGGCUGGGCCAUCUUUCGCGUCAAGCCCCCAAUCAGCGAGCCAGCACCUCCACACGCUUACGCCGCAACGGCCUACUCAGCGAUCCGAAUCAGGCGCCGCGAAGCUACGGUGAGGCGUGGUUAUUGCAGGUGACCCGUCGUCUUGCUGAAAACCUCUGUACCAACCGGCAGCCGAUUCGCGCACACGUCGUCUUCGUCGAGGCCCCCUAGCGGGACUGUCGCGAGUCACGGCCCUGCGCUCUUCCAAGGCGCGAACUCGAGUAGUCUUCCGAUGGGGCCACCUCGCUUUUCACGAAAAGAAUUUGCUGAGCAAUUUGAACAAGACUCAUCUCGUGAUGCUCAGUAUCAAGCGAAUACCGCGCUAGCUGGUAGGUGCCGCUGAAGACCAGAUGUAAGGCGAUGCGUAGAGGUGGCUCAUGUGCUGUAAGCUACGGUGUUACUUCUCUGCAGCUGCCGGUUCUUCCACUCCAGCGCAUCACGGCACACCUCGCCACUUGCGAAGGAACCACCUAGAGGAGCAUUCAGCACGACCGUCGAUCUCUCGACCGUCUCCUCUAUCUGGUGACAUCUCUGCCGGGACCUUCGCUUCCGCAGAAAGAGAGACCGUUGGCCAUAGCAGGCCAUCCACACCCUCCCACCGUCCUUCAAAUGCAAGUGGUCACCUGCUGACACCGAGAAGCAGCGCAAACAGCAAUCGCGCUCCUUUCAUUCCCAAGUCUAGCUUUCGUUGA